Oncorhynchus kisutch (coho salmon) is the source of this 3504-nucleotide messenger RNA. Its product is annotated as potassium voltage-gated channel subfamily B member 1. Gene Ontology annotation, biological process: action potential; potassium ion transmembrane transport; protein homooligomerization. The transcript is spliced from 2 exons. The record is from RefSeq and is a predicted model, not a curated record. Bases 295 to 2739 code for a protein of 814 amino acids. Gene Ontology annotation, cellular component: membrane; voltage-gated potassium channel complex. Gene Ontology annotation, molecular function: protein binding; delayed rectifier potassium channel activity. NCBI's taxonomy places the organism in Eukaryota, Metazoa, Chordata, Actinopteri, Salmoniformes, Salmonidae.
CUACUCACUCAUCAGCGAGGAAAGCGGCUGUGCAUCUUAAAGCUGAUUAAAUAGUCUGUUUGUUUCUCUAAUGAAUGGAUAAACCACCUGACAUUGUGUGAGAAACGUUCUCUAUCAGGUCUGUAGGUUAUCAUAUUCGAUGGUAAUUUGAUAUAGCACUGAUGUUCCUCUUUUCCUCUUUUCGCAGCCACAGUAAUGGGGGACAACAUACCCUAAUGUAGGAUCGUGUCUUCUGGACCUGUCUGACCCUAUAGUUUUGGACAUUAUUCAAUUUCAAGUGGCCGAACGUCUUGAAUGAGAAUGAAUAAAGGGGGCCCUCGGUCGACCACAUCGCUUCCACCGGAGCCGGUGGAAAUCAUCCGUAGCAAGUCGCACUCCCGUCGGGUGACACUCAAUGUUGGUGGUCUUCUCCACGAAGUUCUAUGGAGAACGCUGGACAGGUUGCCCCGAACAAGGCUGGGCAAGCUACGAGACUGUAACACCCACGAGUCUCUCAUGGAGAUAUGCGAUGACUACAGUUUGGAUGAUAAUGAGUAUUUUUUCGACAGACACCCUGGGGCUUUCACGUCCAUUCUGAAUUUCUCCCGCACGGGAAAGUUGCACAUGAUGGAGGAGAUGUGUGCUCUGUCGUUCAGUCAGGAGCUGGACUACUGGGGUAUAGAUGAGAUCUACCUGGAGUCCUGCUGCCAGGCCAGGUACCACCAGAAGAAGGAACAGAUGAAUGAGGAGCUCAAACGAGAGGCUGAGUCUAUGAAGACCAGGGAAGGCGAGGAUUUUGAUACCACAUGUUGUUUUGAGAAGCAAAAGAAACUUUGGGAUCUCCUGGAGAAGCCUAGUUCAUCGUUAGCUGCUAAGGUCCUGGCCAUCAUCUCCAUCCUCUUUAUCGUGCUGUCAACUAUUGCCUUGUCUCUGAACACCCUCCCGGAGCUGCAGGACAUAGACGAGUUUGGCCAGGUGACAGACAACCCUCAGCUGGCUCACGUGGAGGCGGUGUGCAUCGCCUGGUUCACAAUGGAGUAUUUGCUCCGCUUCAUCUCCUCGCCAAGCAAGUGGAAGUUCUUCAAGGGUCCGCUGAACAUCAUUGACCUGCUGGCCAUCCUGCCCUACUACGUCACCAUCUUCCUGACUGAGUCCAAUAAGAGUGUUCUACAGUUCCAGAACGUCCGGAGGGUGGUGCAGAUCUUCCGAAUAAUGCGUAUUCUGCGUAUUCUGAAGCUAGCCAGGCAUUCCACAGGGCUCCAGUCUCUGGGCUUCACCCUGAGGAGGAGUUACAACGAGCUGGGCCUGCUCAUCCUCUUCUUGGCCAUGGGCAUCAUGAUCUUCUCCAGUCUCGUCUUCUUCGCUGAGAAGGACGAAGAGGACACUAAGUUUAAAAGCAUCCCGGCCUCCUUCUGGUGGGCCACCAUUACUAUGACUACGGUGGGGUAUGGCGACAUAUACCCAAAGACUUUAUUGGGCAAGAUUAUUGGGGGUCUGUGCUGCAUAGCUGGAGUGUUGGUGAUAGCCUUGCCCAUCCCCAUCAUCGUCAACAACUUCUCAGAGUUCUACAAGGAGCAGAAGAGGCAAGAAAAGGCCAUCAAGAGGCGGGAGGCCCUGGAGAAAGCCAAGAGAAACGGCAGCAUCGUCUCCAUGAACAUGAAGGAGGCGUUCGCACGUAGCGUCGAGCUCAUGGACGUAGUGGUAGAAAAUAAUGGAGAGAACAUGGGGAAGUUGCAGGGCAACCACCAGUCUCCCAGCUACAGGAAAGGGACUCCCAAGCGGACUACCUCAGAGACGGUUUCCGCCAAGUCCCUGGAGCCCAGCUCACCAGACAAAGCCCCUCCUGGAAGCCCUCAGCACCUCAAUGCUCAGAAACUGGAGGAGAUGUACAACAAGAUGGCGAAGACCCAAUCUCAACCUAACCUUAACAACAACGACAAGAGACCUUUAUCUAAAGCAGCCAAGAAGAGAGAUGAGAUAGAGAUGGGAAUCAUCCCCACGGAGCCUGCCCCAACCACAGAUAUGAGGAGCAUGUCCAGUAUUGACAGCUUCAUGAGCUGCACUGCCGACUUCAACGAAAGGGCCCGCUUCUCCCACAGCCCCAGCACCAGUGUACCAGGGAGGGUUAGCGCCAACCCCGUGCUUGAGAUCACCCUGGAGGAUGAGGCCAUGGACGGCCCUCACACUGCUACCAAGCUCCCUGGAGGACGAGGCUCUAAGUGCUGCCUCCCUGACAGCCCCUGUGGAAUGCGCUUCAGUAACCCUCUCAAGAACCGCUCACUCAAGGUCAACUUCAAAGGUGGAGGCGCGGACCCCUCCUCCUCCUUCUCAGCACAGGGUCCAGGGGGUGGGGCCCUCUCAGAUAGCUCCGCCCUCUCUGACCACUCCUUCAUGAGUCCUGAGGUGUCUGUCUACACCACCGCCAGCAGCAGGACCCCACCCCAUGAGACCCUGAUCCCCACAGUCUUCACAUUCCACGACGCUUCCAUUAGUAAGUUCAUCGACGCUGACACAGACGAGGAGGAGCACCUCCAUGAUGGCUCAGGCACCAACCCCUCCCAGAGGCUCCUGGGAAAAGCCAGCCCCAAGCUCAGCUCCCAUAGCAGCCACCACAUUGCAGCCAACCACCUGGAGGGCUCCCAGAGGAUGCUGGCUAAUAGUGUGUUCCCCUUGGAGGGCAGGCCAGGGGGGGGACAGGAGAACCAUGUGCUCUCCCGGGUAGAGAGGAGUUGUUCAAACACCAAUAAUGAGAGCAAGUGAGGCAGGAGGAGGGAAAAGGUAGUAUAGAGAGCACCCAAACAGGAGGACAUGGUGCAAAUACUACAGAGAAAUAAAAGAAAACAUGAACUCUAACCCAUACCAGGAGCUGCACCUCUACUCACUUGAGUAAAAGGCACUGAAAACACAUUUGGCGUUUUGUUUUGGUUUGUAACAAAUGCCCAAUAAGUAGAACUUUUGGGACACAGGAAGGAGCUCACUCUUCCUUCCUUUUCCUGCUACUUGAGUGCAUAGACUGUCAGGAUGGCAGCAAAAUUACUGAAGGCAUUGGGAGAUGCUAUUGUGGGACUGAGAAAGAGAGGGUGCAUUGCUGUGUCCAAAGGGAAUACACAUAACUCUGCAGAAUCAGGUCAUGCACUGUAGAUUUAGCCAUUACUGAAUCAACAUUGUGUUAAGAGAAAUUUAGUUUGUUUUCUUCCUCAAACCUGGCCUUAGUUACAGUAUAUGCGACUGUGUGUAUGCAUAGCAUGUGUGCGUGUGCUUGUAUGUCUGUGAGUGUAUGUUUAUGCAUGAUGAUAGGCAGAUAAACAUACACACACAGGCAUACAUCAUUUUAUGUAUAUUAUUUUUCCGUUCUUUUCUGUUAUUUUGUGAUGCUGUCUAAGAGUUGAACUUUCAUCCCUGUUGUAAUGGUCAGCCAUUACAGAGGACACAGCCACUGUCAUAUCCUGUCUGUUUCCCCAUUCCCAUCAUGCCCUAUUCCUGGCAUGAGAUAGUGAAAAAUGUGAUGAGUGAUAAAUAUUUUAA